Brassica napus (rape) is the source of this 3209-nucleotide messenger RNA. RefSeq lists its product as uncharacterized. The record is from RefSeq and is a predicted model, not a curated record. Bases 176 to 2386 code for a protein of 736 amino acids. Lineage: Eukaryota; Viridiplantae; Streptophyta; Magnoliopsida; Brassicales; Brassicaceae. The transcript is spliced from 2 exons.
UUUUUUGUUUAUUUGCAGUUGAUCACCCUGACACGGCCUUUUAUCCGGAAGAUUUCGUAUCUGAUGCUCGUGCAGUUGUUUCGCGCGUCCAAGUAAGCUGGAAGGAUAUCACCAUCGAGAGGAUUCGACGAGUGCUCGACAGAAUCUCGAGGAGUAAGUUUCUUCUUACGAUCACAUGUUUUCCUCCAACUUAUGUCAGUCACGAAAUUUAUCUCAUCCAGCUUGCUACUCUUUUUCAGAGGAUUGGAGGUCUGAUCUAUUACCUUUGAUUACCGGUAACAAGCGACGGUUUUCGAUAUUCAGUAGUGCCGAGCAAAAGAUCAUCAACGCGGCCAGGGAAAUGAAAGAGCUUCCAGACUUGAGUGCGCUAAUCAAGAAAAAGCUGAGCGAGGCAAAAAGGGGAUCUUCUGCGACUCCUAGCGAGACAACUCCUAGUGGGACGACUCCUCGCGAAGAGACUCCUCGUGAAAAGACUCCUCGCGAGAAGACUCCUCGUGGAGCAAUUCCUCCCGCUCCUCUUCCUCUUGCAGUUUCUCCCAGACCGUCUUCGGGCCCAGUUAUUGUCGGCUCCUCGAGGGAGGAUCUCACAUUGAUCUCUGAACGAGAGACUGCUGAACCAUCGGUGACUGGUGGCAAUAAGAAGAGAUCUGCUCCUGACUCCUCUACGCCGGCUACCUCUCAAGCAAGGACCGAAUCCGAUGGUCCUCCGAAGAAGAAAAAGAAAAAUGAGAAGAAGAAGAAGAAAUCUGCUGAGGAACAGUCGGAGCCUGCUGAGGACACCGGGAAUCGUGAGACUGUUAUCGAGAAAAGUCUUUCUCGCGAUGCUGCGGCUCGGGGAGUCGUCGAUUCGGAUAACUCCCCGUCCAUCCCUCUGAAGAGGAAAAAGAGUUCCCGCAGUCAUGAGUUGUCUACUCCGGCUUCGUCUGCUUCUGCUGCGAAGAUUCCUCCAGCUGCACCUCAGACUCUUGUUGAAGGCGGUUCGACCUCUGAAGAUCGUCGGGUCAAAUUUCGUGACCACGUGGAGUUCAAGUACGUCGGCGAAACUCCUCUCUCUUUUGCCCCGACUGACUGUGCUGAGCUUGUUCGGCAAAUUAAGGGUGGUCGCAAGGACCUGCCCGCUGUCAAGGACCUUAUUUUCAAGGACGCGUAUGUCGAUGCGGCGAGGACUAAAAUUCUGAGCGACGGGAGCAUGAACUACGUCGUCGAGUUAUAUGAUUCAGCCCUUAAGGAGGCCACGUCCAAGUUAAAGCAAGCCGACAAGCUCGCUCGAGCGAAGGAUGUAUCUCAUGACCGCAAGACGAAGGAAUUUAAGGCGACAAUUGAUAAGGUCGCGGAGGAACGGGCUCAACUGAUUGAGAGGAAGAAGGCUCAGAAGGCUCAUUUCCUGGAGAAAUUCGGGGAGUUGAAAGAUAAAUUUGAUGCUGCGGGUGUAAAGAUACGAGGACUUGAGGAGGAGAAGAGGGCCUGGUUAAGAGAGAAGGCAGCCAUGGAGGAGAAGAUGGUGUCCACCGCGCUGAGGCACUUGAAAGAGGUCAACAGACUGAGGGACUCUCGGGGUCAUGAGGUUACUCACGAGCGGUUUCGUGUACAGACGGCCAUGAUUGCUAAGAGCAACAAGCGUUUCUCCCAAAUUCGAGAUCUCGAGAAGCGUCGUAGUGAGUUUGAAACAGUUAGAUCCUUGCAGAGCCAAGCUUUUGGGACAAAGAAAUGCCUCGAAGCGCUUAAGGAGAGCGGGAUCGACAUUCCGCAAGAGACGAUUGACUUGUUCGCCGAACAAGAGAAGGAGUACGAAACUGCGGCUGAUCGACUAGCUGUCGGAGGAAUUCCCGAGGAGCUUCUCUGUCUUUCUCCUCUUCAUCUUCGAUCUCCUUUUCUAAACGAGAAUGUGUGGGCGACGAUCGACCCAUAUGGAUCGAACGCGGGCCUGAUUGAUGCUGGGACCGCUGCUUUCCUUCAAACUCCUAGUAGUUCUCAAGGAGAUCAUGCGAACGAAGAAUCUGUAGAACCAUCUGGAAGAGAGCUCGGGGAGCCGUCUUUUCAUGAAGGUAGGAUCGUUGGUGAGGUUGCAAGGCUCGAGGAUACGACCGUUGCACCUGCUUUGGAUCCGACUACGCUCUCCACCAGCAUCGUUGUGAAUGAAGAUCCGUUGGUCCCGGCUCUUGGGACUGGUGCCGAGACGAGGACAGAGGCUGUUAAUCUUCUCGAACUCUCAGAUUCUUCGACUGAAGAAGAGGGUGGCGAACACCCGGAGGAGACUGAAUCUGGUUUAGUUGGUAACCCGCAAAAUGAAGAGGGAAUGGCCGACAGAAUUGACAAUCUACCAGUCCUUCCAGCGGACGUGACUGCUCAGGUCGUCGAGGGAGGUUCCAACCGUGCCGAAGACUAGCUUAAUAUGUUGUUGUUGUUUCUUUUAGACUUUUGGUUUUUGGCCCUUGGAGGCUUUUGUUGAUGUAAUAUCUGGAUUUAUUUUGCUUUUGCGGCUAUCUGUUGUUUCAGACUUUCAGUAAGUUUGCUCUCCUUAGAAGUUAUUUCUGAAACAGAAUUUGCCUUAGUCAUAGAGAAAUAGUUUCGUGGACUCGAGGAUGUGAGUUAGCCUUCGACGAGUCGCUGAAAUCUAUUUUAAAUGUUGGAUUUAAACGAUUUGGUUUGGCAAUCUGGUCGAUGUCUUGAAUUAAACCGGAAAGUCGAUGACUUGGUUUUAUCAAAUUUUUACACAUCAUGCCGUCAGUUCGAGUCAUCGAUAAUCAACACAAAUUUUCGAGUUUCGAAGACAAUCGUUUAUAUUUUCGAGCAACAACGGUUUUCUAAUCGAUCUUUAAGUAAUCCAAAAAAGAAAUAUUAGGUUGGCCAAUCCCGGCUUUAGAGGAUUAUAAGAUGACUGAAAGUUGUCGUCUCGAUCGCACGGGUCGGGACCGCGAUACGACCGAAGAAUCCCUCGAGCACGUGUCUGAUCAGGACAUGCCCGUUAGUGGGUGCGAGUGCUAGUACGUUUGUCCGAGAGACAAGGUCGUGCUCGUGCGUAAGCAUCGCUUAAAACAAUUCGCGCUCCUACUUGUUGGGAGAUUGUUUUUGUUAUAGCUGGACCCGGUAAAGGGCUGCCUACGUACCUCUAGGAGAGGAUCAAGCCAUUCGUAGUUCGUUUUGGUUAGUGAAAGUGGCAGUGGAUGCGCAUUCACUGGUUUUUUUUUUUUUUUUUUUUUUUUUUUUUU